Synchiropus splendidus (mandarinfish) is the source of this 6047-nucleotide messenger RNA. Its product is annotated as formin-like. Bases 1294 to 4998 code for a protein of 1234 amino acids. The transcript is spliced from 19 exons. Gene Ontology annotation, molecular function: microtubule binding. Gene Ontology annotation, cellular component: actin filament; nucleus; endoplasmic reticulum membrane. Gene Ontology annotation, biological process: actin nucleation. The record is from RefSeq and is a predicted model, not a curated record. NCBI's taxonomy places the organism in Eukaryota, Metazoa, Chordata, Actinopteri, Syngnathiformes, Callionymidae.
UUAACCCAUAACAACAACGUCUCUGUCACUGUCAGUUCAUUUUUUGACAUAUGACAUGUGUUUAAAUGUAGUAGAGAAUUUGUUGUCAGUCUGAAGAAAUUGCAAUGUGGUGUCACAUAAUUGUUUGGAAACAAUCAAACAUGGCAGAAUUUGUAUCAAAAAACUAUCAUUUUUAGAAGUCAUCCAGGGCUAAACAAUGGUUUGUCUUUCUUCCAACUCUGAAUUAUCUUCCUGAAUUAUCUGUGCUGGCAGAGUUGACUUUGAUGACUUUGUUACUCUAUCUUUUUAAUAUCAAUGACUAUAUUAUGAAUCAAAUUCAGCUUUAAAAUGAUUUGUAAUGUGACAUGUCAUCAUAAAUACCCAGCACCACGAAUGCUACAUUUGUUUACAUGUCAGAGCUAGAGCUUCAUCCCUCCAGUCCAGACGUUCAAAAUGUUCAGUUUUUUUUCUAGACGACUUGACCGUCUGUAUCAGAGGUGCCGAGUCAUCUUGAAAGAAGAUUCCCUGGUACGACAGGAUGAUAUCUGGAUGCUGGAUGGUGACGAUCCACCAGACACUCUCUCGUGUGUUCCUCGUCCUGAACACCUUGACUUCCUGCGCAUAACCCCCCCUGAGGAUGACAUCAUUGAGGAUACACCCUACUGCCCUAAACUGGAGUGCAUGCAGCCAUUUUCAAGCUGAGGUAAUCAGACACCUGGCCAGUGUUGUGAUCCCUCCCAAGAAGGGUGGGUCAAAAGGAAGGCGUCACCAGACUGGGUCGACCUGUGUGACACAUUUUACUUUUUCAACCUGGAGGAAUUUUUUUCCCACACAAUAGCUGACUUGGGUUUCCUGUAAAGUGAGAAGAGACUUCAGAGGACGAACUGGACACGUCACUGGAUUUGGAAUCUUGUUAACUUUGCUGGAAGUGCUAAAAUAUUUUAUAAAGUAGCUGGUGGACUCUGCUCUCCGUUCAGCCAGGGAGAUUACAGCCAGAUAUGCUUCCAGCCACUGAACAGCGUGACUUGGUUCCCACACACUGGACUGAGCCGCACUGCUCACGGACCUCUGCCUGUCAGUUAGGCAUACGCAACAUGUUUGUGGCAAGCUAAGAUAAGUUGUUGUCAUUUUGUCCCGUGGAGGCAGGUAAGGAGAUCUGUUGAGAGUUUAGUCACAAAAGCUCUUUUGUUUCCGACCAACGGCCAAGAUUGAGGACAACUUGGAUCAGUACUACUGGAAGAAAGGACCGUUGUGCACCGCUUCUGUGGAUACCUUUUGUACCUGUUUUGGUUCUGCAUUCCCACCUGCGUUAGGAUGAGCUCCUCAAAUAUGAAUGGGCAAGGGACCCGUACCCCCGCAUCUCUUUAUUCAGUCUUCAGCAAUCUCUUUAACCGGGAGCGCUCUGCUGCAGAGUCAGUAUCUCCUGUGUUGACAUCUUUUAAGGACUUGUCACAUGGUGGGAGUUCUCUUACCGAUGGAGCUGAAAGUUCAAAUGAGCUUAAAGAAGGAGACAAUGUGGUGCAGGGUGAUAAGGAUGCCACCAAUUCUGAAGCUACACAAGAGCAGGAUGUUGUUCUCGUCACAAGGGUGGAAACGUAUAGUGACACUGAAACAGAAGAGGAAAGUGAUGAGAGCAGAACUAAGACUUCAGACCCGGUGGUCACUGAAGAUAAGGGUGAUCCAGAGAAAGAUGCAGAUGAGAAAAUUCCACUUUAUAAAAAUCACACAUUUAAAGACAGUAUAUCACUUGUAGAAACUCUGCUAAGAUCUGACAGACGACAGAAGUUAAAGGCAGGACUUGAAUCCAAGGUUGAAAGCAGGAGCACAGAAAUGGGCAUCACUAAUGUGGAGACUGUGGAGGAUCCAAAACUGAAGACAGAUGACAGUGAUGAGUACAUAGGCAUUGAUUGUUCCUCACCUGAUCCUGUGACUUUUGGAAAUACAGAAUCUGCACCUGAGGGGAUUUUACCUGAGGUGGUUGCUGCACCUCAACUGUCUGUGGGUGUUGAGCCCAGAGCUAAAGAAACUGAAACUGUCUCUCAAGUGGUCUCAGAACCAGCCCACCCCAGUGUUGACGAAGCCACAAAUGAUGCUGGUGUCUCAAAGUCCGAGUCCAAUGAGUCAACACAAGAACCUUCAGUGUCUUCUGAUUCUCCUGAGUCACCCUCCAAAACACCCCAAAAGAACCCAGAAGCUAAUGGAUCCACGACCACAUCCAAGGACUUUAAGAUGUCUUCACCUCCUUCUUUCCAGAUCCCGGCACUCUUUAGUGGUGUGAGGGUGCUGAAGAAAGGUGCUGCCUCUGGGGAAAGGGAGACGUUAUCUGAGAUCAAGCAGAGUGAGAAGGACACCGACCUUGCUCUGCUCAACCUUAAGAAAACUGUGAACAAGGCCAAGCAACUCCCUGAGCAGAAGACCCCUAUGAAGAAACAUUCAGAUGCCAAACCUGCCGCUGAUACAAGAAGCACAGUCAUGGGUCAGCUAAGCCACCUGUUGACACGAGAAAAAGUCACCAUACCUAAAGUCUCAAAGCCUGAUGGAGAGCUUAAAGAAAACGAGAAAGUCAAGGGGGUAGGAAAAACAGCAAAUGGAGAUGAUCCAGUAUCUCCAGUGGGAGCUCAGAAAACCUCUGAAUUGGCCAGUGAAACAUUCAAAGGUCUGGUGUUUGGGCCAAAAAGUGUCAAAAAGGAGAGGACUGAGGAUGUUGAUUUGGAGGCAGUCAAACGGAAGAACAAGAACGAGAAGGAGAAUUUAAAGGCGAUAUUUGAGAGAACUUCAACCUCGCCAAAUAAGGAUGUUAAAAAUUCUGAGAUCACCGAGGCAGACACAGAGGUCACGUCACCCACCGACAGCGAGGACCGGACUCCAGGGCGACUACAGGCUGUGUGGCCGCCACCCAAACCCAAAGAUGAGGAUGGCAAGGUGGGGCUCAAGUACACUGAAGCAGAACACCAGGCCGCUCUCUUGGCUCUGAAGAGGGAAUGCAAAGAAAACCUGGAGAAGAUGCACGAAGAUUUUCAACUCCGUAUUUUCGAAGUUCGAGGCGAGCAUGCCGUCGCAAUAUCUAACUUGGAAGCAGUCAUCACCAAAUUGCAGAGAGACAGUGGCAUGAGUCCAAGUCAGUUGUGUGCCGGUGUCCGUGACAUCGGUGUGUCGACAUCAGAUGAUGCAGUGAUCAAAACUUGUCGCACUGUGGCUGUCCAAACUGACAGGGAAACCUUUAUCAAAAGUCCUGAUGGUGAUGGUGGUGUCCCAUCUCAAAGCCCCAACCAGAACAUUCCCAAAAAGCUCAACCUGGACUCGAUAGAGCUCAAUCUAAAAACUCCACCUCCUCCUCCUCUACCACCAGGACUCUCAGGAGCUCCACCACCUCCACCUCCUCCACCAGGACUCUCAGGAGCUCCCCCACCUCCUCCCCCUCUACCACCAGGACUCUCAGGAGGUCCACCUCCUCCUCCUCCACCUCCUCCACCAGGACUCUCAGGGCCACCUCCUCCUCCUCCUUUGCCCAACAGUAUGGGCGGGCUGCCACCUCCGCCACCCCCUUUACCUGGCGGAGGGCCACCACCUCCACCUCCACCUCCUGGGCUACCUGGAUCUGGUCCCCCUCCACCACCACCACCUCCGGGAGGUGGACCCCCUCCUCCUCCUUUUGGUGGAUUUGGACCAAGAGUGGAAAAAGCACCACGCAAGGCUGCCAUCGAGCCCGCCUGUCCCAUGAAGCCUUUGUAUUGGACCAGGAUACAGAUCCAGGACAACAACAACAACACUCUGUGGGGUAACCUCUCAGAGCCUGACAUUAGCACGAAGGAGCUUGAAGACCUUUUCGCCAAAGCCACGCUACAGCCAAAGAAGAAACCUCUGUCAGACACCUUUGAAAAGAAAGCCAAAGCUAAGAAGAUAAUCAAGCUGCUGGAUGGGAAACGUUCGCAGGCAGUCGGAAUCCUCAUCUCAAGCCUGCAUCUGGAUAUGAAAGACAUUCAACAAGCCAUGCUCACUGUGGACAACUCUGUGGUGGACUUGGAGACCAUCGAGGCUCUGUAUGAAAACCGUGCGACAGUGGAUGAGUUGGACAAAAUAAAGAAACAUUUUGAGACGUCAAAGGAUGAUGAGCUAAAACUUCUGGACAAGCCUGAACAGUUCCUCUAUGAGCUUUCGCAGAUUCCAGACUUUGCUGGCCGAGCUCAGUGUAUCAUCUUCCAGACAGUGUUCCAGGAUACCAUCUCAUCCAUCCGUCGCAAGGUUGACGUCAUAUUCAAUGUCUGCAAAGACUUGCGAGAAUGUGAAAAAUUGCGUGACAUCUUGGGUCUCGUCCUGGCUUUCGGAAACUACAUGAAUGGAGGAAACAGGACUCGAGGUCAAGCUGACGGCUUCGCCCUGGAGAUUCUACCCAAACUGAAGGAUGUGAAAAGCAGGGACAAUCGAAUGACUCUGAUGGAUUAUGUGGUUUUAUACUUUCUGCGCAACUUUGACAAGCAUGCUGGUACUGAGAAGAGUGUCUUUCCGUUACCGGAACCUCAGGAUUUCUUCCAGGCCUCACAAGUCAAGUUUGAUGACCUCAACAAAGACAUCAAGAAACUCAAGAAAGACCUAACAACUUGUGAGAAGAAUGUGGAGAAAGUGUGUGCGAACUCAUCCGAGGAACACCUCCAGCCCUUUAAAGAGAAGAUGGAGGCGUUUGUGUCUUCUGCCCAAGAGGAGCAUACAUCUGAAGAGGAACGCCUCAACUCAGCAGAGAAAAGUUUCCAGGACAUGGUGAACUACUUCGGGGUGAAGCCAAAGACGGGAGAGAAAGAAGUCGUCACGAGUCAUGUCUUCAUGCUCUGGUAUGAGUUCUGCAAUGACUUCAAGAACACAUGGAAGCGACAGAACCAGAACAUCUCCAAGGAAAAGUUAAAGGAAGCACAGGAAAACAUCAAGAAGAUCACAGCUGAGAAGAAAGUGGAAACCAAAAAGAUCAACCCCAACAGCCUGAAAGAGAGGCUGCGUCAGAAGGAAGCCAGCGGCUCGUCCAGCUGACUCCAAGAGAGCUGCCAAACAGACCUACGUCAAAACCUCCCCUGGACCAACUCAGCGUGUUGCACGUCCUCUGUACCGGCAGCCGGCAUUCAUGGCUGACACCACCGAAGUGAUGAGAGAGUCUCAGGUCAGAGGUCGACCUCAUUCAUCCAACGUGGCGUAACCUCUGAGCAGCCAGUUUGUGAAAGGGCUCACCGGGUCAGUUGGAUUUACGGCGGACACGUCUGCGAGGUUCCUGCCGGGUCUGCAGAGGAUUUCUCACUCUCAUCCAUACGAAAACACAAUCAAGAUUUUGAUGUCUGGGUUGUUGCUGCUACCUUGAUAACCGUUCUAGCUAGCGUACUACAAUUAAGGAAGUAUCAGAAUUUCCAAACAGAAGGAGCCACAAUGAAGAAUCUUCCAUGAGCAUGCUUAUACAAUGUUGCCAUGCUGCCAUGUAUAAUAUUAGUGGCAUUAUUCCACCUCUCUGUGCAGUGAUAGGGCAGAAAUUGGGUCUUAAAACAGAGGGGAAAGUGUAGCGGGGGAAUAUGUGGAGCCCAAAUCAACUCCAUUUAAGCUGCUUAUCCGUCGUCGUUCCGAUUGAGUGUCUUUUCCAGCACGUGUGUGUUGUAGUUCACUGCACACUCCUACAUCGAUUGAAUACUUUUGCACUGUUUUGCUAUGCAAGCAUAAAAAUAUGUGUUUAAGCCGCUUUUAUUUUCUAUUUAUGAAUAGAAAUAUAUUUUAAGGAACAUGAUUUGUUGUUUUGAGGCUGUAUUUUUGUAUAAGUUGUCCAAGAUAUAUUUUCAGAAGGAUGAUUCUAUUUAAGGCUUUUGAGUCAUUGUAUAUUAACGCAUCUCCGCUCUGAUGUUGACGAGAGAUCCUUAAAUAUUUCCGAAACUUUCACUUGUGCCAUUGAUUUUAUAUUUCAGAACAUUGAAGGGAAACAAAAGAGAGCAAGGUCAGGUAGUGUCGCAACCCCUCCUUCUGUGUGGUGAUCUGUAUCCUCAUGGAAUUGUUUUAAAUUUCAACAAUUAAAAAAUGGUGCCCUUCAAAAUCACCAUGUCUGA